This is a messenger RNA of Linepithema humile (Argentine ant), 1895 nucleotides long. RefSeq lists its product as uncharacterized. The record is from RefSeq and is a predicted model, not a curated record. Lineage: Eukaryota; Metazoa; Arthropoda; Insecta; Hymenoptera; Formicidae.
AGUACUGAUGGGUCUGAAAAGGUUGAGAACCACUGAGUCACGCUGUGUUAUUGCCGGGAGUUUUUUCGAAAUCGUUUUGUUAUUAUUAUAAAUCAAUUAUUUCUCUAAUAAAAAAUGGAAACGGAUAGUUCUUCCAUUGAUAGUGAUGCGAAUACUCAGCGAAUAUCAUUGGUGAAAAAAGAUGCGAUUGCGGAAAAACAGAAACUGCUCCAAGAUAUAAAAGAACUAAAAUAUACAAUUAAGCAACUUGAAUUGCAGGACACUUUAUGUUUUAAGGACAUAGAGGAACACGUAACCAAGUUGCAAAUCCCAAGAUAUAAUCAUCUCAGAAGAAUACCGAAUAUCGAAGCUGAUCUGCAGAAUGAGUUACAUAAUUUCGCCGGUUUUAAUUGUGUUAAAUAUCAUAGAAAUGAGAUCGUAUUUAACUUCACAACACCGAACAAACUGCAGGAGAACAACACUUACGCAGUGCAGAUUUUUAUUAAGGAUGGAAAAAGCUUCUUGGGAAAAUGGGUGAUGCCAAUGUCGAUCGAUAUGAAUAACAUACUAACCAAAACACCUAUCGACAAAAUAGAGAAUAUAAAUGUAUUUCUAAAAAAUUGUCAGCAUCACAUUAACUGUUAUCUCGAGCGUCAAGAGCAGUAUUUAAAGUUAAAGAAACAUACUUCGCAUAUAAAGCACUGUAAAUUGCAUUUCAAUACAGGAUAUACACAAAUCAAUUUGGAAAUGUAUGGUAUAAAAGAUACACAGAAGAAUGAAUGUCUAAACUUAAUAAUAUAUAUAAUAUAUCAUUCUGAUGAAGCAAGACCAUAUAAAAUUGAAGUUGACACAAUUCACGAAAAUAAAUUAAGCAGUGACAGAAAACAAAGAUUCAAAGUAUGCUUGAAACCAUUCAAAACACUAGAAUUGACAACUGCAUUUGAUCAGAUGCUAGCAGAGGACUCUGAAUUUAUUUGGAUGAAAACAGAUGACAGUGAUAGUUCCAUGGAAUUAAAUGACAUUAGUAGCUCUGAUGAAGAAGGUUUCUUGGGGGAAUUAUUAUCAAAUCAGAAGAGAUUGAGAAAGGCUAAGAAAAAACGUAAGCUACAGAACAAGUGGAAGAAAAUAAAACGACAAAAGGGUACUUCAUCGUUUACUACUACAAAAAACGUUACACUAUCAGAAGAUAAUGUAGAAGAUAAUCGUUCAAAGGCAAAAGCAUCUGUUCAAAAACAAAAUUUGGAGAGAAAAAAGAAAGUAGAGGAAGUUGCGUCUACUUCAAACCUGAAAGAAACAACGCCAUUUAAACAACCUGAAGACAGAUUGAAACAGACAAAAUUGAAUUUUCACACUGUCCAAGCUACAAGUUCUGACAGUACAAGUAAAAACUUGGUAAAAUCAAAACUGCACAAUAAGCCUGGCAAGUCAAGGACAGCUAAACUAAUCACUAGUACUCCACUAAUACGCACAAAUAUUAAUACACGAUCUUUAUCAUCUAGCUUCAACAUUGGAAGUUCAUCAAGUAUCUCAGAUAUUGAAAAAUCAAAGGAAAAUUCAAAUGACUUCAAAAUGAAUUUAAGACCAAUUAGACAUAAGAGUACUUCAAAGAGAAAGAGUGCUAGAUUAUCACACAGUAUAAAUUAUAUAGAAUAAAUUACAUUCACUCUUCAUGACGACAGAUACUUUACAAAAAAGAAAGAAAAUAAAUAUAGGUAUAAGAUAAUAAAACAUAUCUUGUAAAAAUAAUAUGUUUUUUGUAUACUCUCAACGUAUUUAUUUCGUUGUGUGAUUUAUAUUGCGUUUAUUUUUGAUUAUUUAAUUUUCAAUUUUGUAUUUUGUUAUAAAAUAAAUGGUGCUCCACAUUUGGCAUUAUGCAAGUGCAACAGUGAGCAAAUAAAAGUAAUACUGAAAGCAAU